Messenger RNA from Amblyraja radiata (thorny skate), 1448 nucleotides. RefSeq names its product transmembrane protein 179. Bases 367 to 1059 code for a protein of 230 amino acids. The transcript has 4 exons. The record is from RefSeq and is a predicted model, not a curated record. Lineage: Eukaryota; Metazoa; Chordata; Chondrichthyes; Rajiformes; Rajidae.
CCGCUCCGGGAUUGCUGUGGUCCACCUCUCCUCUUCUGAUUCCGGCUCCACUCCGGGAUUCCUGCGGUCUAGCUCCGGCUCCACUCCGGGAUUCCUGCGGUCUAGCUCCGGCUCCACUCCGGGAUCGCUGUGGUCCAACUUCGCUCCUGCUCCACUCCGGCUCCGCUGCUUCCCAGCUCCGCAUCACCUCCAGCGCCGGGCCGUUGCGGGGAGCGGGGAGCGGGGAGCAGGGACAGCGCCGGGCCGGUGUAGGGAGCAGGGACAGCGCCGGGCCGUUGCGGGGAGCGGGGAGCAGGGAGCAGGGACAGCGCCGGGCCGCUGCAGGGUGCAGGAAGCGGGGUGCAGGGCUGCCGCUUCCCCGGGGCCAUGGGUGUGGUGGACAAAUGGCCGUCCGUCCAGUGUGUGCUGUACCUGUCCGCGGCCCUACUGGCCGCCAGCGCGCUGCUGCCGCAGUGGCAGAACAGCAGCGACUUCGGCGGCCGCUGCCUGCUCUUCGCCCACGGCAUGUGGCGCAACGAGAACAUCACGGUGGGGGAGCAGCGCUUCAUGGUGGACGAGUGGGGCCCCAAGUCCGCCUGCCGCUUCCCCGCCGUCACCAGCAUCCUCGCCCUCCUCCUGUCCGCCGCCCAGGCCGGCCGCCUGCUCCUCCACCUCUGCAAGGGACGCGGCGACACUUUCUUUGCCACGUUCCUGAAUUUGUUGGUCAACAUCUUGGUCGUCUUCCUUAUCUUCAUAGCAAGCACUCUGGUCACUGUUGGCUUCAAUAUGUGGUGUGAUACCAUCACAGAAAAUGGAAAGAUGCCCAACAGUUGUCAAGAAUUGCAGGACAUUGACCUGGAACUGCAUUUGGAUAAUUCUUCUUUCUACAACCAAUUUUCAAUUAUCCAGUUUGGCCUGUGGGCUGGAUGGGUCACCUGGAUGGCGAUUGGUAUGCUCGCAUUCCUGAAGGUGUACGACAACUAUAGACGGGAGGAUCUCCUCGACAGCCUGCUCCAUGAGAAGGAACUGCUGCUGGCAAGAUCCAGGAGAGCAACAGUUGAGAAAAAUGCCUUGAUUUAAAUCCACCAUGUCAUAGGAAGUGUUAUUUUGGGCGAGACAACCAAAUAAAAUAGUGCUGCAUGUCUGUUGUAAAGGAGAAAAGUGCUGACAAAUUACUGUAAAGCAGGGUAUUCAUUCUCUAGCAUCCUCCAACUUGAUGGCAGGCAACGUCACAGCAAAUGUGUCUUUCAGUAGAUGCUUUUUUUCAGUGCCUAAUAAACAUUUGCUUCUGGAGAUAAUGGUUUACUAAAAUGUCACAGUACCAAAUGUAACCACUGUUAUAUUAGGAAGUCAAAAUGUAAACAAUUGAAAAUACUUGUAGUAAAUCAGAGUAUUAGCUACAGGUCCACCUCCAAUUUUCCAGCACCCUUGGUUCCAGAGUCAUACAGUGUGGAAACAGGCCCUUCGGC